UCAGCGAUAGUCAUCUUGAAGAUGGCCAACUUUCAAUCCUCGAUCAUGUUGUUUCUCGCCCAUUUCAUCUUGUUGUUGGGCUUACCGACUGCCCUGGUGGGCGCGGUCCCAAUGAAUCCAAAUGGUCUGGAGAUUUCCAAACGGGCUACCUCCAGCUACUGGAUGGCCAAUAUUAAGCGCCAGGGUGUUGCACCUUUUAACAGCAAUGCUGACUAUAAGGUUUUCCGCAACGUCAAGAACUUCGGCGCCAAAGGUGAUGGCUCUACGGAUGAUACUGCUGCCAUUAACAAGGCCAUCUCCUCUGGUGACCGCUGUGGUAAGGGUUGCGAUUCAUCUACUACUACCCCGGCUAUUGUAUACUUCCCACCCGGUACCUAUGUGGUGUCCACGCCUAUCGUCCAGUACUACUACACCCAGAUCGUUGGUGAUGCCACCGAUCUGCCCAUCAUCAAGGCUGCCGCUGCCUUCACUGGCAUGGCGGUCAUCGAUUCCGACCCCUAUGAGGACGAUGGUGCCAACUGGUACACCAACCAGAACAACUUCUUCCGCGGUAUUCGUAACCUGGUUAUCGACCUUACUGCCAUGCCCAAAGGCUCUGGUGCUGGUAUUCACUGGCAGGUGGGCCAGGCGACUAGCCUUCAGAACAUUCGCUUCGAGAUGGUCAAGGGUGGUGGCAUUGCCAACAAGCAGGAGGGUAUCUUCAUGGACAAUGGCUCCGGUGGUUUCAUGUCGGACUUAACUUUCAACGGUGGCAACUACGGCAUGUUCCUCGGAAACCAACAGUUCACUACUCGUAACCUGACAUUCAAUGACUGCAACACCGCUAUCUUCAUGAACUGGAACUGGGCAUGGACUUUCAAGUCGGUCAACAUCAACAACUGCGAAGUUGGCUUGAACAUGUCUACUUCGCCGUCCAACCAGACCGUUGGUUCCGUCAUGAUGCUUGACAGCAAGCUCACCAACACUCCCACUGGAAUCGUUACCGCGUGGUCUAAGAAGAGCAUUCCUAACGGUGGUGGCACUUUAGUUCUCGACAAUGUGGACUUUUCUGGUUCUAAGGUUGCCGUUGCUAGUAUUGAUGGCGACAGCAUCCUCACUGGUGGGUCUGUUGUUGCCAACUGGGUCCAGGGUAACACCUACACCCCCGGUUCCAUCAGCAAGCGUGCCGUCCAGGUGGAUGAGGAUGAAGUUGUUACCGUGACCAAGACUGUCAUGCAGACUGUGGAGGCUUGCCCCGCAAAUCUUGCUUCCACUCUCUCCACCAGUAACGGUGCUGAGACCAGUCAGGUUACUUUUGCUCUCCCCACUGACUCCGGUAGUGAAGAGCGUACCAUCCGCGUGGGCACGACAGCUGUUGCUUCAGUCAUCGGUGCUGUCACUCCUGCUAUAAUUGCCACCCCCAAGCCCACUACGAAAGAACUUACCCUUGUUCUCUCCGGCGAGCACACUGUCGUUGCUACUGGUAAGCACACAGCAGCUGUCACCGCCACCGGUGCGCACACUGUCGCUACUGGCACCAUUGCAGCUGUUAGCACUGCUCAGAGCUCCCAUGCUGUCAACUCUGGCUCCGGUUCUAGCGGUAGCACGGGCACAUGCGGUGUUAACCAGGCCGUCGAAUCUGCCCGCGUUCAGUCUACUGUGACGUCUAACAAGCCAGCGGAUCUCCUGGUCGAUGGUGCCGUCUUUGAAAAGUCCAAACCUUUGUACGAGGAUGUUCCCGCCUCCUCCUUCAUCAGUGUCAAAUCCGCCGGUGCCAAAGGUGACGGUUCUACCGACGACACCAAGAUCCUUCAAAAAAUUCUGAACAGCGCCACCUCUGAUCAGGUUGUCUACUUCGACCAUGGUGCGUACGUCAUCACCGACACCCUCAAGAUUCCCAAGGAUAUCAAGAUUGUUGGUGAGAUCUGGCCUAUGAUCAUGGUCCAAGGCAGCAAGUUUGCCGACGAGCAGAACCCCGUCCCGGCUAUUCAAGUCGGCCAGAAGGGCGAGUCAGGCUCCGUCGAGAUCAGUGAUCUUGUCGUCAUGACCAAGGGUGCUGCCCCUGGCGCUAUCCUAAUGGAAUGGAACGUCGCUGCUUCUUCCCAGGGUUCGGCCGGUAUGUGGGAUGUCCACUUCCGUGUUGGUGGUGCCGCUGGAUCGGAAUUGCAGGGUGACACUUGUCCCAAGACUCCCCACGUCACCACGGAUCCCAAGGCUGAGUGUAUGGCUGCCUUCCUGCUCCUCCAUGUCACCGAGGAAGCAAGUGCUUACCUUGAGAACACCUGGAUGUGGACUGCUGACCACGAUCUUGACCUUGCCGCUCACGCCCAGAUCAACGUCUACACUGGCCGUGGUAUCCUCAUCGAGUCCAAGGGCCCGGUCUGGCUGUUGGGUACCGCGUCUGAGCACCACCAGCUGUACAACUAUCAGGUGUCUAACGCUGAGAACGUCUUCAUGGGUCUAAUCCAAACCGAGACCCCCUACUACCAGUCCAACCCUGGCGCUCUCACCCCGUUCACUCCCCAGCCCAAGAAAUGGAACGAUCCUGACUUUUCUACUUGCACCACCGCUUCCUGCCGCAAGUCAUGGGGUUUGCGUGUCCUGAACUCCUCGGAAACCUACAUCUACGGCGCUGGUCACUACAGCUUCUUCGAGAACUACGCCCAGUCCUGCCUUAACUCCGAGGACUGCCAGGAGAACAUCGUUGAGGUUGAUUGCUCCGAUGUCCACAUUUAUGGUCUUACCACCAAGGCAUCGGUGAACAUGAUCACCUCCAACGGCAUCAGUCUUGUCCCCGAACACCCGAACCAGAGUACCUAUGGCUCGACCAUUGCCCUGUUCGAGCAAACUGUCUAG
Penicillium odoratum is the source of this 2835-nucleotide messenger RNA. Its product is annotated as glycoside hydrolase family 55 protein. The transcript has 2 exons. The annotation marks the transcript as partial. The record is from RefSeq and is a predicted model, not a curated record. Lineage: Eukaryota; Fungi; Ascomycota; Eurotiomycetes; Eurotiales; Aspergillaceae.